Selaginella moellendorffii is the source of this 3468-nucleotide messenger RNA. Its product is annotated as probable sucrose-phosphate synthase 3. The record is from RefSeq and is a predicted model, not a curated record. Gene Ontology annotation, molecular function: sucrose synthase activity; sucrose-phosphate synthase activity. Gene Ontology annotation, biological process: sucrose metabolic process. Bases 126 to 3413 code for a protein of 1095 amino acids. The transcript is spliced from 13 exons. NCBI's taxonomy places the organism in Eukaryota, Viridiplantae, Streptophyta, Lycopodiopsida, Selaginellales, Selaginellaceae.
GGCGACACGUGCGCUGCCCAUGAAGACGAGGUGGCGCCGGCUCUUGGCUGGGAGCAUCCACAGCUCUGCCAGGUUGUAGAUCACACAAGUUUCUAGGCUAGAAUUAGAGCGAGCGCGCAACACGCAUGGCUGGGAAUGAGUGGAUCAAUGGAUAUUUGGAGGCGAUUCUUGAUAGCGGCGUGGGAAUCGACGAGCAGCGCGCGAGCGAUCGCAAGGCGCCGGCGUCGCCCGAUCUUCUGGGAUUCAAUGCCAGCAAGUACUUUGUGGAGGAGGUCGUGAGUGGAUUCGAUGAGACGGACAUCCAUAGAACCUGGGUAAAGGCUACUGCCACCAGGAAUGUGAGGGAACGAAGCGCUCGAUUGGAGAACUUGUGCUGGAGGAUUUGGCACCUUACCAGGAAGAAGAAACAGAAUGAAGCCGAGCACGCACAGCGCGUGUCGCAUCGCAAAAUCCAGCGCGAGCAGGGCCUGCUGGAGACGACCGAGGAUUUAUCAGAGGGAGAGAAGGCCGAUCCUCCCGUGGAAGUUGUCCCCAACGAGAACGAGAACGAGAACGAGAGCUCGAUGAAGAGGAUCGCCUCCGACUUGGAAGAGACGUGCAACGCUCCUUCGAUCGCUCCCGCUAGCGACGAGCAGCAACACAAGGAGAGAAAGCUCUACAUUGUAAUGAUAAGUCUUCAUGGUCUUGUUCGUGGAGAAAACAUGGAGCUCGGUCGUGAUUCGGACACCGGAGGCCAGGUGAAAUAUGUUGUCGAGUUCGCGAGAGCUCUGGCUUUGAUGCCGGAAGUCUACCGUGUCGACUUGCUCACGCGCCAGAUCUCCGCUCCCGACGUGGAUUGGAGCUACGGUGAGCCGACCGAGAUGCUGUCCUCGGACGAGAACGUAGCCGGCGAGAGCAGCGGUGCUUACAUCGUCCGCAUUCCCUGCGGACCGCGAGACAAGUAUCUCCGCAAGGAGCUCCUCUGGCCUUACAUCCAGGAGUUCGUCGACGGCGCUCUCUCGCACAUCCUCAACAUGUCCAAAGUCUUGGGAGACCAGCUCUCGUCCGAAAAUCGCGUGUGGCCUUAUGUCAUUCACGGGCAUUACGCGGACGCCGGUGACAGUGCGUCGCUGCUCUCGGGAGCUCUCAACGUGCCGAUGGUGCUCACGGGCCACUCGCUGGGGCGGAACAAGUUGGAGCAGCUUCUCAAGCAGGGGAGACAGUCCAAGGAGGAUAUAAACUCGACGUACCGUAUCAUGAGACGGAUCGAGGGGGAGGAGCUCGCGCUAGAUGCGGCCGAGCUGGUGAUCACCAGCACGAGGCAGGAGAUUGUGGAGCAGUGGGGACUUUACGAUGGAUUCGACGUGAAGCUGGACAAAACUUUGAGAGUCCGGUUGAAGAGUGGAGUGAGCUGCGGAGGUCGUUACAUGCCUCGGAUGGUCGUGAUUCCACCCGGGAUGGAUUUUAGCAAUGUGAUUGUCCAGGACGCUGGUGAUGUUUUCGAAGGCGAGGGGGACGUUGCGUUCACUGGCACGGAAGCGGCGGCAGUGACGCCAGUUUCUCCACGGCCACAGCCACCAAUCUGGGGAGAGGUGAUGCGUUUCUUCGUCAACCCUCACAAACCCAUGGUUUUGGCUCUUGCUCGUCCGGAUCCCAAGAAGAACAUCACUACACUGCUCAAGGCUUUUGGAGAGUGUCGCCCCCUUCGAGACUUGGCAAACCUCACGCUUGUGAUGGGAAAUCGCGAUGAUAUCGACGAGAUGUCUGCUGCAAGCUCAAAUGUCCUUACACAAGCUCUCAAGCUUAUCGACAAGUACGACCUUUACGGCCAGGUUGCUUAUCCCAAACACCACAAGCAGUCAGAUGUUCCCGAGAUCUAUCGCCUCGCAGCCAAAACUAAGGGUGUUUUCGUAAAUCCAGCUCUGGUUGAGCCCUUCGGCUUGACACUUAUCGAGGCAGCAGCUCAUGGUCUUCCAAUGGUUGCGACGAAGAAUGGAGGGCCAGUCGAUAUAGCUACCACUCUCGAAAACGGUGUCUUGGUCGAUCCUCACGACCAGAAACAGAUCGCCGACGGCUUGCUCAAGCUGCUAGCUGACAGAAACGCGUGGCUAGAAUACAGAAGAAACGGCCUCAAGAACAUCCACUUGUACUCGUGGCCGCAGCACUGCCGGACUUAUCUCUCCAGAGUGGCACUGUGCCGAAUGAGGCACCCACAGUGGCAGAGCGACGACGUCUACGGCAACAUGGACGCUGAUUCUUUCGCCGACUCGCUCCGGGACGUGCAAGACAUGUCCCUCCGCCUCUCGGACGAUGGAGAGCGCAGCGGCUCGCUCAACAGCUCUCUGGAGAAAAUCCUCCGGGGAUCCAACAAGAACAUCGAGCAACUCAAGCAGGCGUUUGAGAAACACAUGCGAGCUCACGAGGAAUCCGACAUGUCGUCGCAGCAGCAGAGUAAUAGCAAUCACUCCUCGAACCGGCUGCCGUUUUCUCGCAAGAAACGGCGGUUAUUCGUCAUCGCGGUCGAUAGCUACGACGUCGAAGGGAGCCGGGACUGUCCUGCCAAGCCCAUGAUCAACGUUAUACAGGAGAUACUCAAGGCUGGCAAGUCGGACUCGGGUGGCCGAGCCACGAGCUUUGUGCUGUCCACGGCACUGACUUCGAGCGAGACUGUGUCGCUGCUGAGCUCCGCAGGAAUUGGAGUGGCCGAGUUCGAUGCAUUGAUAUGUAGCAGCGGGAGUGAGCUACUUUACCCGGGUGGAGGACAAAACUCGGACGAAACCAACAACAACUCGUCACCGGGUGAUCAGCAGCUAGUUUCUGAUCCAGACUACUCGAUCCACAUUGGAUAUCGGUGGGGUGGCGAGGGCCUCUCCAAAGCCAUGCAGCGUUUGAUUGCCAACAUGGGAUCAUCUCACAAAGAUGGAGAGGGGAAAGAAAAGGAAGAGGACUCGCAGAUGACCAUCUGCGGCGAGGAGAGCCGGGGUCACUCGCACUGCCUCGCCUACAGCGUCGGAAGCGGCUGCGAUAGCGACGUGCCGAAGGUGGAUUACCUCCGACAAGCUCUGCGGAUGCGAGGCUUCCGCUCCCAUGCCAUUUACUGCUUUGGAGCGACCAAGCUUCACGUCCUCCCUCUCUUCGCCUCCCGCUCACAAGCUCUAAGGUACUUGUUUGUGCGCUGGGGGAUUGAUGUAUCCAACAUGGUGUUGUUCGUGGGCGAGGACGGAGACACGGACUACGAGCAGCUCCUGGGAGGGACGCACCGGGUGGUGAUCCUCAAGGGGGCCGUGACCGCUGGCUCCGAGAGGUUUGUGCGAUCGAGCAGCAGUUACACGCGAGAGGACGUCGCUCCAAAUCCCUCGGACGGCCCCUACGUUGCGAUCACCCAGGACGAUUAUAGCAGCGAACAGAUCAUAGAUGCGCUCAAGAAAUUUUGAUUAAAUUUCCCCUGUAAUAAAACCCAGAUCAAAAUGGUUGAAGAUCCAUUGUGCA